This is a messenger RNA of Pseudophryne corroboree (corroboree frog), 3147 nucleotides long. RefSeq names its product unc-119 lipid binding chaperone B (gene UNC119B). Lineage: Eukaryota; Metazoa; Chordata; Amphibia; Anura; Myobatrachidae. Gene Ontology annotation, cellular component: cilium. Gene Ontology annotation, molecular function: lipid binding. Gene Ontology annotation, biological process: cilium assembly; nervous system development; lipoprotein transport. The coding region runs from base 142 to 855 and encodes 237 amino acids. The transcript is spliced from 5 exons. The record is from RefSeq and is a predicted model, not a curated record.
CCGGCCAGUCUCGGGCAUACGCCCAGCAGCCAGUGGUGCUGUGUGUCCUGCGCUACUGCAUGUCACCCAGUAACGGCGGGGCCGCCCUCUCUCCAUAGCUACGGCAGCAGCAGCGGAUGUGGCAGCCGCCAUCUUGCAGCCAUGAGCGGGUCACACCGGGAGGCAGCAAAGGAAGAGCGCAAGAAAGCAGGGGGCGGGGUGAUCAACCGGCUGAAGGCGCGACGGCUCCAUGUCAGGGAGGGGGGUGACGCCGAGCCCAGGACCGACAUCCUGCUCACAGAGCAGCAGCUGUUGGGGCUAAAGGAGCUGAAACCGGAGCACGUCCUAGGCCUGAGGCGGGUCACGGAGAAUUACUUGUGUAAACCCGAAGAGAACAUCUAUGGGAUCGACUUCACCCGCUUCAAGAUCCGGGACUUAGAGACGGGCACUGUGCUGUUCGAGAUCUCCAAGCCCUGCUCAGAGCAAGAGGAGGAAGAUGAAGAAACUGGACAUCUUGAUAGUAGUGCGGGGCGCUUUGUACGAUAUCAAUUCACGCCAGCAUUUCUCAGGCUCCGAAAGGUUGGUGCCACUGUGGAGUUCACAGUAGGCGACAAGCCUGUGAAGAGUUUCCGUAUGAUUGAGAGACAUUACUUUCGAGAACGGAUCCUGAAGAGUUUUGACUUCGACUUUGGCUUUUGCAUUCCAAAUAGCAGUAACACAUGUGAACACAUGUACGAAUUUCCGCAACUGUCAGAAGAACUCAUCCGCUUGAUGAUUGACAACCCAUAUGAGACAAGAUCUGAUAGUUUCUACUUUGUUGAUAACAAACUCAUCAUGCAUAAUAAAGCAGAUUAUGCUUACAACGGGGGGCAGUAAGGAUGUAUUUUCUCAGCCUGGUCCAAUUUUCUAUUUAUCAUUCCUUGACUGGACCAGGGGAUUAUGGGUAAAAUUUGAGGUCAAUCCUGUGCUUGACAUAUCAAGAAGCCUUUGUCUUUUUGCUGUUAUAACAAGAGCUGCAAUAAGAAUCUGAAGACUUUGUACAAAAUAUAUAUAUAUUUAUUUUUUUUGUUCAUUAUCAUCGUAUUGUCCUCUAUUGCCCUUUUAAAAGGCUUCUGUGCUUUGAAGGAAACUGUAAUGGGAAAGUUAUGUUACAGUAAUGUUCAUUAUGAAAACAGUAAAGGUUGGCAUAGCUUGAUGUAACUUGAGACCUAUUUUGUAGUGAUGAGCGAGGUUCGGUUUUACUCGGUUUUACUCGGUUCUCAAAACGGCAUCUUAUUGGCUAUCCAAAACACGUGACAUCCGUGAGCCAAUAAGAUGCCGUUUUGAGAACCGAGUAAAACCGAGUAAAACCGAGUAAAACCGAAUCCGCUCAUCCCUACUAUUUUGUGCAAUACUAAUUUUCUUUGCCCUCUGUUCUUCUGUAAAAGAAGCCUCUGAUGACAAGAAAUCUGGACAAAGUUGUUCUGUAUGAUUUCUAACAUCGGAACAUCAAAUAUUUUGUAUCUAUUCCAUAUAAACACUUUUAGAGUGUAAUGGAACAAAACUGCAAAUAGCUCACUUUUUUUUUUUUAUUAGGCUUAGGUUUCCUUUUAAUAUAUUUUGAUACAAGAUGUAUGUACAUAUUUCUUACAUAUCCAUCACUUGCCUUUUGUUACCUGUUGUGUAUCUGCAGCUGUGCUUCACAGAGGUGCCUAUUUUACUAUGGUUUUUGAUUUGUCCUUCAGGGAGAAAUACAUGAACUAUUUUUAUUAGUGGUAUAGUUCAUUAUGUAAAGAGCUUUAAUUAAUGUGUAUGUCUGUAACUUCUACUGAAGCUAGAAGCAAUAACUUACUACACAAACACCAGCUGUGGUGACUUGCCAUAAAGACUGGGCAAAGGUUAGGAGUCCGUAUAGAGAACUGUCUUCCAUAUGGGGUGGUUUAUUCAUUUUAAAAGGUAGGUAGAAUUGGCGGACACUUACUGUGUUCAAGCAUUAUAGUGCGUCUACGUGUGAAGACCUUCGUUUUGUGUUACUCUUAUAACAAAUUUUAUUAAAAGAAAAAAACAGAUAUGCACUUGUUUAAUUACAUCAUGGGUUUCCACCAUGUGGCCCUCCUAACAGCUGUAGAACUAUACAUCCCAGCAUGCCCUGCCACAAUUUUGCUAUUAAGGCAUUCUAAAAUUGUGACAGGGCAUGCUGGGAUGUCUAGUUCCACAGCAGCUGGCUGCCUGCAUGUUGCAUACCUAUAAAUUACAUGAAUAGAACCUAAUACAGUUAGUUGGCCGCCAUCUCUGCCUGUUGCCUAUAAACAAACAUUCCUCUUUCAGUCUUACAGGAAAUGAUUUGUGCCAUGUGUCAGUAGUAAAGAUGCUGUAACGAAGCUAGUGUUAAAAAUAAAUAAUGAACAUUUGGCAAAGAUUAUAGUAUAUGCAGGAAAUUUUGCUACUCAUCCUGGGAUCUACUGGAUUAUGUUAUAGUGUAAAUUAAGUUACUUACAUUUUUUUUAAAAUAUGAUUUUAGGACUGUCUUAUCUAAUGUUCCGUUUGAAAUUCAAGCAGUACAAAGUAGAUUUUAACCAUUAGUUACAUAUAAAGUAUUUUUCUAGGGAUAAAUACUGAGUUGCCUUUAUUUUUGAGCAACACCUAGAAAACAUUGAGUUUUCGCAGCCAAAAGACGAGUUUUGAGAGGUCUGACAGGUGUGAAAUUGUAGGGACUCUGGUACAGUGCUUACAUGGGUUUCAGCUGGGUCCUCCGGUUUACUUGCACAAUCCAUAAAUAUAAUGGUAGAUUAAUUGGCUCCCAACUAAAAAAAAAAAAAAAAAAAUUAGUGUGUGCAUGUACAGUACAUGUGUUUAUGGCACAAGAUGGGCCAAGUAGUUCCUAUCUCCUGUGUUAAAAUGCUACGAUUCUAUGAAGCUUCAUAGGUGGAGGCAGUGUCCAGAUUCCUUACCGCAUUUAGGAACCAUUAACAGGAGUCUGGUGUUGCUGGUAUCUGUCAGAGGUAGGAAAUGUUAGUUAUGGGUUUCAUUCUGACUAGUAGUUGGAAGGACAAAGGGGCAGAGUGAACGCUUCAACUUAACAAAGCAGAUGACUUAACGUGGUCGGUUAAUAAUUCUGUUUUCUUGUAAAGAGGGAGGGAUUUUGUAAAAACCUGUAUUUUUCUGAAAAAUAAAGCUCAUUUAACUAAA